AUGGAAAAUUAUUCGAGUGAAAUGAGUGAGUUGGUAGAAAAAACUAAUGAGUGUUGUAUAUCAGAGCGUUUGAUUGAUUUGAUGAAUCGUACUCACUACGAGUUAGUUCAAGAGAAUGGACAACGACGUUUGACAGCUCCAGAGCUUACCAAGGAGUACCGCGACCGCAUCAAAGGAGCUGAAGUCUUUUUGGGACGUCUCCCACGAAACUGCUACGAAGAUGAACUGAUGCCGGUGUUGGAGAAGGCUGGACGUCUGCUGGAGCUGAGGUUGAUGCUGGACUUUUCUGGAACUACUCGUGGCUACGCGUUUGCUCUGUAUGAAGAUGCCAAAACUGCUCGACGUGCUCGUACUAUGCUUGAUGGCUAUGAAAUAAGACCUGGACAUAAAAUUGGUGUCGUUAAAUCUAUUGACAACUGCAGACUGUUCUUUGGAGGUGUUCCCAAAGAUAAAAAAAAAGCUGAGUUUGUUGAAGAAUUGGGGAAAAUUCUUGAUGGAAUUUCAGACAUUUACUUGUAUCCAAAUGCUCAAGAUCGUACACAAAAUCGUGGGUUCAUUUUUGUCGAGUUUAAAGAUCACCGAUCAGCUGCAAUGGCAAGACGUAAGCUCAUUCCUGGCAGAGUUAUGUUGUGGGACCAUGAAGUAGCUGUUGAUUGGGCAGAUCCUGAGCCCGGAGAGUCUUUAGAUGAUGAACUUCCUCACCAAAAAGUACGUGAAGUUUUUCACAGAACAACUGGUGUACCGAUUCUGAAAUUGAAAAAAAUUAAUCACUUUGCUUUUGUUCACUACGAAACUCGUGAAAUGGCUAAAAAAGUUCUUGAGAUCAUGAAUGCUCCAAAUGGAAUUGCAGAAAUACAACAGUGGGAGAUUUGCUGGGCUAAGCCAAUUGGUUCAACAAAAAUACAAGAGCGACAGCGCGCAAUCCAAGAAGCAGCUGGUACAGAAAAAUUCCGCGAUAAUCAAGUUCUUCCCCAGAAUAAUCAACCAAAUGGUACUAACAAUAAACGUCAGAGUACAAAGAAAAAGUCCAAGAACGUUGAACCACGUAGUCCUGACGUUAAUCGCAGUUUACCGUCGACUGUAAGCACUUCUCCGGAGAUCGGUCGUGUCACCAUAGCUCCAAUCAGCCCGCCGUGUAUCAUUCCAACGGACUACAAAAAAAUUUUAGAAAAUUUUAUCGCUCAAAAGUUUGGUGCUCGAUGCCACUUUAUUUGUAUGCAAAUGUUUGUACCUGUUGGAUUUAUUUGUAAGAUUUCAAUAGUCUGCAACAAUCAAAUCAUGUAUGAAUUCCAAGGCCAGCUCUAUCAGACUCAAAAUCAAGCAAUUAAUUUAACAUCUCGAGAAGUAUACUACCAACUGGUCAACAACUCUACUAUGCCUGUUAUUGUCCCACCAAAUGUUUAUUCAUCAUCUAAUUAUUUGUUUGGCCAAAGCCAAGCUUGUCAUUAA
This is a messenger RNA of Cotesia congregata, 1449 nucleotides long. The record is from the annotation of a GenBank genome assembly. Lineage: Eukaryota; Metazoa; Arthropoda; Insecta; Hymenoptera; Braconidae.